GACUGCUGCUGCGUCCGUGGGUGGAUGUCCGUGUCCGUGGGCCGCGUUCCAUCAUUUAUUUCCACACCAAACUGACUGAUUACUCACCCGACUGCUGCUGCUGCUGCUGCUGAAGGCAUGUGGUGGAUAUUAUGGCUCAUAACAGACGCUCGUCUCUCAGGAGCAAAUGUAUGGCCAGCUCACGCCAUCCUGUAGCCACGCCCCCUCCACCCGAGCGCCAUGCAUCUGACACAUCACGCCUUUUGACUUCAUGAAGAUCCCUGACAUCGGUGAUGUGAUGAAUAAAUUUGAAGUCCUUGGGAUUGUGGGUGAAGGUGCAUAUGGUGUUGUCUUAAAGUGCCGACACAAGGACACCAAUGAAGUUGUUGCCAUUAAGAAAUUCAAGGACAGUGAAGAAAAUGAGGAGGUUAAAGAGACGACGCUGCGGGAGCUGAAGAUGCUCCGGACUCUGAAGCAGGAGAACAUCGUGGAGCUGAAGGAGGCCUUCCGCAGACGAGGGAAGCUCUAUCUCGUCUUUGAGUAUGUGGAGAAGAACAUGCUGGAGCUGCUGGAGGAGUUACCCAACGGCGUGCCGACGGACAAAGCUCGCAGCUACAUCUACCAGCUGAUCAAGGCCAUUCACUGGUGCCACAAACACGACAUCGUUCAUCGAGGUAACAUUGUUGUCUCUCUUUGUGUGACUCAUGCUACAUCCAAAGAGCUUUUUACCACUGCCCCAUCACUGCCCCAUCACUGCUCCAUCACUGCCCCAUCACUGCCCCAUCACUGCUCCAUCACUGCUCCAUCACUGCCCCACAUCACUGCUCCAUCACCCCCCAUCUGCCCCAUCACUGCUAUCCUAUCACUGCUCCAUCUGCCCAUCACUGCCCCAUCCUGCUCUAUCACUGCUCCAUCACUGCUCCAUCUGCUCCAUCACUGCCCCAUCACUGCUCUAUCACUGCCCCUGCCCCAUCACGCCCCAUCACCCCCUCACUGCCCCAUCACUGCCCCAUCACUGCUCCAUCACUGCACCAUCAACCUGAACCAAUUCAAUUAA
Molecule: messenger RNA, 1036 nt
Organism: Solea senegalensis (Senegalese sole)
Lineage: Eukaryota; Metazoa; Chordata; Actinopteri; Pleuronectiformes; Soleidae
Product: cyclin-dependent kinase-like 5
Exons: 7
Coding region: 251-1036 (261 amino acids)
Biological process (GO): protein phosphorylation; positive regulation of axon extension; regulation of dendrite development
Cellular component (GO): dendrite cytoplasm; nucleus
Molecular function (GO): protein kinase activity; ATP binding
Source: RefSeq, a predicted model, not a curated record